Ceutorhynchus assimilis (cabbage seed weevil) is the source of this 2776-nucleotide messenger RNA. Lineage: Eukaryota; Metazoa; Arthropoda; Insecta; Coleoptera; Curculionidae. The record is from the annotation of a GenBank genome assembly.
ACGAUGUUUCUCCAGUUAAAAAAUCAUAUUUUCCAAACCAAAUUAUGGUUCAGUGAUUUCAACUUGUCCUCCAAAAUCUCCGGAUUUGAUUCCCUUGUGUUUUCUUUUUCUUAAAAAAAUAUCCAUCACUUGUAUUCAGUAUGUAUAAAAAACAUAAUUUUUUUUUUUUGCAUUUCAGAUGGCGAAAUUUCUUGGUGCUAUUUUUAAUGAUUCACAAUAUUCACUGCGAAGAACCCUCCUCAUCAGAAAAUUCUUUAGUAGAAUUUAGUGUAAGUAGCAGUACAAGCGAAGAAAUUCCACCAGCAAACAAUCUAACCGAAACACUAAUUGAAACUAAUAAUGAAGACACCAAUCACACUAGAGAAGCAUUAACUCAGGACGCCAGCGAACCCGAUUCGGUGGUUUUCAUAGGUGAAAAUCCAAAUUACGUCCCAUUGCCAUCGUUGAGAACCAGAACGAUUCCUCCUGUUGCAGGCGAAGACGAAACCGAUUGGCAAAACCCUUUGGAUAACUGGGACCGAGAGUACCGAAGAGUUCGGUUUAAUAAUACCAGAGUACAACAUAUUGAAGCUGAAUGCCAGGACGACUACAUGAAAAUACGUGUCGGUUUCAACGGGACGUUUGCUGGUUUAGUUUAUUCUGCAGGUUACGCUUACGACCCAGACUGUAUGUAUAUCAACGGAACUGGGCGAGAUUAUUACGAAUUCUACAUCCAACUAAACAGAUGCGGAACUCUCGGCAAAAAUACCCAUAAUGAGGAUAACAGAAAAUCGCCAACUAAAAAUUUUAUGUGGAACACAGUCACUGUUCAAUACAAUCCUUUGAUUGAAGAGGAAUAUGAUGAGCAUUUUAAAGUUACUUGCGAAUAUGGAUACGAUUUUUGGAAAACUGUUACUUUUCCUUUUUUGGAUGUUGAAGUUGCAACAGGAAAUCCAGUAGUUUUCACAUUGACACCGCCAGAAUGCUACAUGGAAAUCCGCUAUGGAUAUGGAACAGCAGGAAAUAGAGUUACAGGACCUGUAAGAGUCGGAGACCCAUUAACUCUCAUUAUUUAUAUGAGGAGUAAAUACGAUGGAUUCGAUAUAGUGGUAAACGAUUGUUACGCACACAACGGGGCAACCAAAAAAAUCCAACUAAUAGACGAAUACGGCUGUCCAGUGGACGACAAAUUAAUUUCGAGAUUUCGCGGUUCCUGGUCGGAAUCUGGCGUAUUUGAAACGCAAGUCUUCGCUUAUAUGAAGACAUUCAGAUUCACCGGUUCGCCUGCACUCUAUAUUGAAUGCGAUGUUAGAAUGUGUCAUGGAAGAUGCCCAAGUCAACCCUGUCACUGGAGAAAUGUUAAAAAUGUAAGAAAAAGGUCUAUUGAAGGAAGUAACAGUACAGCGACCCCAACACCAGUGCCCUUAUCAGAAAAUGUCAAUCUUUAUCAAUCUUUGAGAGUGCUGCAAGAAGGAGAAAGUGAUCAAGAGACAAAUAUUACUUACAAAGAAUCAUUAACAUCAGACCCCAACAGUGUAUGUCUGAAAACAGGCUGGUUUGCAACACUUCUAGCCCUAGGAUGCGGUGCCCUUUGCCUUCUCACAGGAGCCCUUCUAGCCACUUGUACCAAAAUGAGAAAAACUAACAUUGAAAAAUUAUCAUCGCAGUUUAGCGGGUACAUGAAUCAUAGAAGCAGUUUUAAAUGAACAAGACUUAUUUUGACCAUUGUGUUUAGAUGUACGCCUAAUUUCGCUAGUAUUUUAGUUCUACAAUUGAAAUUAGGUCAAUGAGUUGGAAAGCUAAAAUUUAUGUGCAAUGUUUAAUAGUUCAGGGUAUUAAAUAGAUACUCAAAAGGCCAAUUUAUUGCAAACUUUAGUAAUUAAGGAUAGUUUUAAGUAUCUCUUACAUGCACGGAGAAUAAGCUGAAUAUCUUCUCCUGCAUGUUCGAAAAAUUGUAUUGCCUGACCAAAGGUCCCAGAUAUUUUACAUAAAUACAAAACGUAUUCAUUAAAAUAUCAAUAAUUUAUUGUAAAUAUUUCAGUGUACUCGUACUUAAUUGUAAUAAUAAACGACUUUUGAAUAAUGUAAAAAAUAGCCUAUAUUCAUUUAUUCUUUAACAUAAAAUAUAACAUGCUCUAAAAUUAUCCUAACAAGCAUAAAUAUAAAACUAAAUAAUUUAAGCAGCAUUAUGCAAAACCUUAUUAAAAGCGGCAUAAGAACUUUCCAAAUCAAACAAUAAUUGUCGCACUUGACUUUCUGAUAGUUCAUCAGAGGCUUGCAUUGAAUUCAAAGUACUCAACCAUUCGUUGACUUUUUGCUUGCCUUCAAAGUCUGAAGGAAGUAUGCUCAGCCUGUUCAUUGUAUCGACCAAAUCUCGAAUUUCCGGAUGCAAAUCGUCCAUAGCUCUAAUGUCCAACCUCAAUUUGUCCAUUAUAGUAAUGAAAAGGGACACAAUAUCGGCUAUACAUUUGCUAGUGUUGCCUUUGUCAUCUUUGAUGGUUAUAGGCCUGUCUUCUUUGAUUCUUUCCAGUGCAGCAGGACAAUCCAGCUAUUAAAAAUGUAUUUCAAUACUUAUUUUUUUAUUGUUUUAAUUAUUAUUACCCUGUAUUUUUUGACAAAAGCAUCUAUGGUGGGAAACUCGUUCCCUUCCACUUGCCUGAAUGCAGCUUUGUAUUGCACCAGCAAUUUACUGCAAGCCCCUGUGUACUCCUUUGGAGUGACGCAGUCUCUGAUGUAGGCCUUUUCCAAUUGUUGCAAGGUGUUGAUAACUGCAUAGAGAUCUGCCAAGUUAUCGUAC